This is a messenger RNA of Erinaceus europaeus (western European hedgehog), 5066 nucleotides long. RefSeq names its product transient receptor potential cation channel subfamily V member 1 (gene TRPV1). The transcript is spliced from 15 exons. NCBI's taxonomy places the organism in Eukaryota, Metazoa, Chordata, Mammalia, Eulipotyphla, Erinaceidae. The record is from RefSeq and is a predicted model, not a curated record. Gene Ontology annotation, biological process: calcium ion import across plasma membrane. Gene Ontology annotation, cellular component: membrane. Gene Ontology annotation, molecular function: protein binding; calcium channel activity. The coding region runs from base 611 to 3160 and encodes 849 amino acids.
CAAGCAGUAUUUGUAGCCGCAGACUGAAGAGUUAAGGCCGGGCAGUACAUGGUGGAUACUGGAGAUACUUGGUACAGCUGGGACAUGCAGUGAGUGUGCAGUACAACCUGCAGGUCCCUGCCAGUCAGUUGCCUUGAUCCUGGAGGUGCAGAUUGCUGGCUUUUGGGGGCUGAGCCAUCUUCAUUACUGAGUUACACCUGAAGGCUUAACCAGUGGCAACUACUCCUGUUUUGCUCUUCGUUCUCACCAGGGAAGCAGUAUAUUGUUUUUCAUCCCUCUUUAUCUAUGAAGAAUCCGAGGCCCAGAGAAGAGCAGUGGCCUGUCCAAGUUUCUCUAGGCCUGACUGCUUGAGACUGGAAGCUUGCCCACACUGCAGGCUGAUGCCUAUGGAGUUGCUUGGUCUACUCACCCCCUGGGCCUCUGGGGAUGUAAUUUUCAUUCAUAGGGACUGGGUGGGGGCAGCAGCUGUUCGACCUCUUGGGUGUUGACCUCAAGGGGGUCUUUGAAGGGAAGCAGGUGGGGGCUAGGAUGAUGUGUUUCAGCUGGGAGCAAAUGCCAUCUCUGUAACUGCCCACAGGUUGCCUCUCGGGACACAGAGGAUCUGGCAAGGAUGAAGAAAUGGGGGAAUUCAGAGUCAGGAGAGUCUGAGGACCCACCCCAAGAGGACUCCUGUCAAGACCCCCUGGAUGGAGACCCUGACUUCAGCACAGGUCCAGCCCAGCCCCAAGUUCUCCCCACAACCAAGAGACGCAACCGGCUCUUUGGGAAAUGUGACUCAGAGGAGGUGUCCCCCACAGACUGUUCUUAUGAGGCAGGCGAGCUGGUCUCCUGCCCAGCCAUCACAAUCAGUCCUGUUGUCAUCAUCCAGAGGCCUGGGGAUGUCCCCAACUGUACUCGGCAGCUGUCCAAGGAUUCUAUCCCCAUAGGGAACAAGAAGAACCUCAAGCUCUAUGAUCGCAGGAAGAUCUUUGAAGCUGUGGCUCAAAAUAACUGUGAGGAGCUGGAGAACCUGCUGCUGUAUCUGCAGAAGAGCAAGAAGCACCUCAUGGACAGCGAGUUUAAAGAUCCGGAGACAGGGAAGACCUGUCUGCUGAAAGCCAUGCUCAACCUGCAUGACGGGCAGAAUGACACCAUCCCCCUGCUCCUGGAGAUCGCCCGGCAGACUGACAGUCUGAAGGAGCUUGUCAAUGCCAGCUAUACCGACAGCUACUACAAGGGCCAGACGGCGCUGCACAUUGCCAUCGAGAGGCGGAACAUGACCCUGGUGACCCUCCUGGUGGAGAAUGGGGCAGAUGUCCAGGCCGCGGCCAAUGGUGACUUUUUUAAGCAAACAAAAGGACGGCCUGGCUUCUACUUUGGUGAGCUGCCCCUCUCCCUGGCUGCGUGCACCAACCAACUGGGCAUCGUGAAGUUCCUGCUGCAGAACUCCUGGCAGCCGGCCGAUAUCAGUGCCAGGGACUCAGUGGGCAACACAGUGCUGCACGCCCUGGUGGAGGUGGCUGACAACACGGUUGACAACACUAAGUUUGUGACAAGCAUGUACAAUGAGAUUCUGAUCCUGGGGGCCAAGCUCCACCCGACACUGAAGCUGGAAGAGCUGACCAACAAGAAGGGGCUGACGCCACUGGCCCUGGCUGCCAGGAGUGGAAAGAUUGGGGUAGGCAGGGGACUUUGUGCUCGAGUCUUGGCUUAUAUCCUGCAGAGGGAGAUCCAGGAACCUGAGUGCAGGCACCUAUCCAGGAAGUUUACCGAGUGGGCCUAUGGGCCGGUGCAUUCCUCACUCUACGACCUGUCCUGUAUAGACACUUGCGAGAAGAACUCGGUGCUGGAGGUGAUUGCCUACAGCAGCAGCGACACACCUAAUCGCCAUGACAUGCUUUUGGUGGAGCCGCUGAAUCGACUCCUGCAGGACAAGUGGGACCGACUCGUGAAGCGCAUCUUCUACUUCAACUUCUUCGUCUACUGCUUGUACAUGAUCAUCUUUACCGCAGCUGCCUACUACAGGCCCGUGGAAGGCCUGCCUCCCUAUAGGCUGAAGCACACCAUUGGAGACUAUUUCCGAGUCACUGGAGAGAUUCUUUCUGUGUCUGGGGGAGUCUACUUCUUUCUCCGAGGGAUUCAGUAUUUCCUGCAGAGGCGGCCAUCAUUGAAGACCUUAUUCGUGGACAGCUACAGUGAGAUGCUUUUCUUCGUGCAGUCGUUGUUCAUGCUGGGAACUGUGGUACUGUACUUCAGUCAUCGCAAGGAGUAUGUGGCCUCCAUGGUGUUCUCCCUGGCCCUAGGCUGGACCAAUAUGCUCUACUACACUCGAGGCUUCCAGCAGAUGGGCAUCUAUGCUGUCAUGAUUGAGAAGAUGAUCCUGAGAGACCUGUGUCGCUUCAUGUUUGUCUACCUCGUUUUCUUGUUUGGGUUUUCCACAGCGGUGGUGACACUGAUUGAGGAUGGGAAGAAUAACUCUGCGCCUGCUGAGCCCUUGUUGCACAGGUCUCGAGGGCCUGGCUGCAGGCCAUCUGAUAGCUCCUACAAUAGCCUGUACUCCACGUGUCUGGAGCUGUUCAAGUUCACCAUUGGCAUGGGUGACCUGGAGUUCACUGAGAACUAUGACUUCAAGGCUGUCUUCAUCAUUCUGCUCCUGGCUUACGUGAUUCUCACCUACAUCCUCCUGCUCAACAUGCUCAUUGCCCUCAUGGGAGAGACUGUCAACAAGAUUGCACAAGAGAGCAAGAACAUCUGGAAGCUGCAGAGAGCCAUCACCAUCCUGGACACAGAGAAAAGCUUCCUUAAGUGUAUGAGGAAGGCCUUCCGCUCAGGGAAGCUAUUGCAGGUGGGGUACACUCCCGAUGGCAAAGAUGACUACCGGUGGUGCUUCAGGGUGGAUGAGGUGAACUGGACCACCUGGAACACCAACGUGGGGAUCAUCAAUGAAGAUCCAGGCAACUGUGAAGGCAUCAAACGCACCCUGAGCUUCUCCCUGCGGUCAGGCAGAGUUUCAGGGAGAAACUGGAAGAACUUUGCCCUGGUUCCCCUUUUAAGAGAUACAAGCACUCGAGAAAGGCACCCUGCCCAGCCUGAAGAGGUUCCUCUGAGACACUUUGCAGGGUCCCUCAAGCCAGAGGAUGCUGAAAUCUUCAAGGACCCUGCUGCUCUAGGGGAGAAGUGAGUGUGUCUACUCUGCUGGACCUUAUGACACCGCACUGCUGCAGGGGGCCCUUGGGGAUCCCAGUCACUCUCUCAGCUGCCUGUUUCCAUCUGUGUCUCCCUAGCACGUCCCUCCAGCCCGCUGGACAGGCUGUACAAGGCUCUGCUGAUGCACAUGAAGAGGUAUUCGUUCAACCCAUUCAUUCAUCUGCCCCCAGGAAGGAAUCACCUAACAGAAAAUGACUUUGCUUUCAAGUCUGUACUGACUUUAUUAAACCACCAAUUAUUAUUAUUCUCAUCCGCAAUGAGAAAUCUCUAGUUGGACAAACAUGGUGUCCUGUUUUCUUUGAUUUUUCUGUGAGUGGAAGCUCAGUGAAAUCCAGGAAGAUACCUUGUAGAACAAAACACUUCCUUUGCUGUAAGAUGCUGAGGCCCUUCCUCUCAAUAUUGAGUUUACCGGCCAGGUGGUGGCUCACCUGGCUAAGUGCACAUGUUACAAUGCGUGAGGAUCUGGGUUCAAGCCCCCAGUCCCCACAUGCAAGGGAAAAGCUUUGCAAGUGGUGAAGCAGUGCUGCAGGUAUCUCUUUCUCUCCUCUAUCACUCCCAUCCCUCUUGAUUUCUGACUGUCUCUAUCCAAUAAAUAAAUAAAGGUUAAAAAAAAUUGAGCUGAACCCAUCAGCUUUCCAAGGCGGAGCAGGCCCGGUGAAUGACGGUGUCAUUAACACUUCAAAGAAAGCAGAUGAAGCUGUUUGCAACUCCCAGUUCUGCUGAAACCAGAUUUUUCCAGAGUGACUUCAUUCUUUGGUGUGACAUCACUGUUCUGAAAAAACAUUAGUUCUAUUGCUGUUCAAAUAAAAGUACAGAACCACAUCCCAGAGACACCGGGCAAGAAUUUUUUAAUGAGCUCUCAUUUGUAGUGAAGAUAUAGUCCUGUCUGACACAUGGUUCUGCUUCCCUAAAGUGUUCUUUUUUUUUUUUAAAUAAAUUUUUAAAAAUUCUUUUUUGUAUUUAUUUAUUUAUUUUCCCUUUUGUUGUCCUUGUUUUUUUAUUGUUGUUGCAGUUAUUGUUGUUUUUGAUGUCGUUGCUGUUAUUGAUGUCGUUGUUGUUGGAUAGGACAGAGAGAAAUGGAGAGAGGAGGGGAAGACAGAGAGGGGGAGAGAAAGACACCUGCAGACCUGCUUCAUCACCUAUGAAGCAACUCCCCUACAGGCGGGGAGCCGGGGCUCAAACCAGGGUCCUUACAGACAGUCCUUGUGCUUCGCGCCACGUGCGCUUAACCCGCUGUGCUACCCCUCGACUCCCCACUAAAGUGUUCUAACUCCUGCAUUCAUUCAUGUCUUGUCACCCAUCAGAUUAACAAAUAAAUAAACUGUAUCAACUGUGAACUCUGUGUAUGUCACUGAGCUGAUGUAAUUAAUUGUCUUCCUGUGAAAUUUGUGUGUUUACUACUUCAUAUAGCUAGGAGGCUCCGGCCAGCCAACCUUUAGUUGUUAUCCACAGAGCAGGGCUCGUGUUCAUGUAUAUACCUAAUGCACUCAGGAAACUAUGGGGCAUGGGACAAAUUUGACUUGUCCCCUGUUUUGUUUUGUCUUUUUAAUUUUUUUUCUUUUUUUAGAUAGAGACAUGGGGGUAGGGUGGGGGAGUAGAGAUAGUCAUACAUCACAGCACAAAGAUUCCUUCAGUUUAGUGGGGGCUGGACUUAAACCUUGGUAGCACACAAGGCAAAGCAACACACUAUUCAAGUGAACAAUUCCAGUGGCCAUGCCUCUUUUUUUUUUUUAAAGGAUUUUACUUAUUUCUUUACUUAUUUAUUUUGCCUCCAGGGUUAUUGCUGGAGCUUGGUGCUGGCACUGCAAAUCCACUGCUUCUGGUGGCUCCUCCCUCAUUUUAUUGGAUAGGACAGAGAGAAAUUGAGAGAGGAGAGGGAG